Molecule: messenger RNA, 1567 nt
Organism: Anopheles aquasalis
Lineage: Eukaryota; Metazoa; Arthropoda; Insecta; Diptera; Culicidae
Biological process (GO): glutathione metabolic process
Molecular function (GO): glutathione transferase activity
Source: RefSeq, a predicted model, not a curated record
CGCUGUGACGGUUUCGCUCUCCGUACGACUUUGCUACUGCGGAAUAAAAAAUGACGAAGCUUGUUCUGCACACCCUUCACCUCAGCCCACCGUGCCGUGCCGUAGAACUGACGGCCAAGGCACUCGGAUUGGAGCUCGAGCAAAAGGAAAUUAAUCUGCUCACCGGAGAGCAUCUGAAGCCGGAGUUUCUGAAGCUCAAUCCACAACACACGAUCCCGGUGCUGGAUGAUGAUGGUACGAUCAUCACCGAAAGCCAUGCCAUCAUGAUCUAUCUGGUGACGAAGUACGGCAAAAACGAUUCGCUCUACCCGAAGGAUCCGGUCAAGCAGGCACGCGUUAAUGCUGCUCUUCACUUUGAAUCCGGCGUAAUCUUCGCGCGGAUGCGCUUCGUCUUCGAACGUAUUCUUUUCUAUGGUCAUACCGACAUUCCCGAAGAUCGGGCUGAGUACGUCCGGAAGGCAUACCAGCUGCUGGAGGAUACACUGAUCGACGAUUAUGUUGCCGGUAGUGAGCUAACGGUGGCCGAUUUCAGUUGCAUCUCAUCGACCACCUCGAUCAUGGGCGUUGUUCCGCUAGAUGCGGGCACCUUUCCGAAGAUUCAUGCCUGGAUCAACCGGCUGAAGCAGCUGCCGUACUACGAGGAGGCCAACGGUGGAGGGGCAGCCGAACUGGGCAAGAUUGUGAUGUCGAAGCAGCGGACGAGUGUCCACGAACGUUUCAGUCAUCGUCGAGCGAUUGUCGGAUUGUGUUGUCUCAGUGUUCUGUCCUCUGGCCCAUCAUCAGUAACGAUGCCCAACAUUAAGCUAUACACGGCCAAGCUGAGUCCUCCGGGGCGUUCGGUUGAGUUGACGGCGAAGGCACUCGGUUUGGAGCUGGAUAUCGUACCGAUCAACCUGAUCGCCGGUGAUCAGCUGAAGGAGGAAUUCCGUCGGAUGAAUCCUCAGCAUACGAUUCCCCUGAUCGAUGACAACGGUACAAUCGUGUACGAUAGCCAUGCCAUCAUCGUGUAUCUGGUGACGAAGUACGCCAAAGACGACAGUCUCUACCCAACCGAUCCAACAACGCGUGCUAAGAUCAACGCGGCUCUUCACUUCGAUUCCGGCGUUCUCUUCGCCCGGCUACGAUUCUAUCUCGAACCCAUUCUGUACGACGGAUCUCCCGACACACCCCAGGACAAGAUUGAUAAUUUAUACCGCGCGUACCAGCUGCUGAACGAUACGCUCGUCAGUGAUUUCAUCGUCGGUAACAGCCUCACCUUGGCUGACCUUAGCUGCAUUGCAAGCAUUUCAUCGAUGCAUGCGAUCUUCCCGAUCGAUGCUGGCAAGUAUCCGCAGUUGGCCGCGUGGGUGGAACGGGUGGCAAAGCAGCUACCGUACUACAAGUCCACCAACCAAGAUGGUGCCGAAGAGCUGGCUCAACUGUACCGAGCGAUCCUGGCCGAUAACCAAGCAAAGGCAAAGUAAGCUGUGGUUCAAUGUUGCGUGAAACAUGAAAUAAAAUCUAUCUCGUUGAUUCGUGUGCCUCUCAAGUGGUUUGGAAUAAAGAAUUCGCUUGGCGAGUGAGACGG